Messenger RNA from Trichechus manatus latirostris (Florida manatee), 2439 nucleotides. It is a transcript of the gene TRIL, whose product is annotated as TLR4 interactor with leucine rich repeats. Gene Ontology annotation, cellular component: lipopolysaccharide receptor complex; extracellular matrix. Bases 1 to 2439 code for a protein of 812 amino acids. Gene Ontology annotation, biological process: toll-like receptor 4 signaling pathway; regulation of cytokine production involved in immune response. NCBI's taxonomy places the organism in Eukaryota, Metazoa, Chordata, Mammalia, Sirenia, Trichechidae. The record is from RefSeq and is a predicted model, not a curated record. The transcript has a single exon. Gene Ontology annotation, molecular function: lipopolysaccharide binding; protein binding.
AUGGAGGCUGCCCGCGCCGUGCGCUUCCUGCUCUUGGUGUGCGGCUGCCUCGCGCUCCCGCCGCGGGCCGAGCCCGUGUGCCCCGAGCGCUGCGACUGCCAGCACCCUCAGCACCUCCUUUGCACCAACAGGGGGCUCCGCGCCGUGCCCAAGACCAGCUCGCUGCCGAGCUCCCAGGAGGUGCUCACCUAUAGCCUCGGCGGCAACUUCAUAACCAACAUCACGGCUUUCGACUUCCACCGCCUGGGGCAGCUCCGACGGCUGGACCUGCAAUACAAUCAGAUCCGCUCUCUACACCCCAAGACCUUCGAGAAACUCUCGCGGCUAGAGGAGCUGUACCUGGGGAACAAUCUCCUGCAAGCACUAGCUCCGGGCACGCUGGCCCCGCUGCGCAAGCUGCGCAUCCUCUACGCCAACGGAAACGAGAUAGGACGCCUAAAUCGCGGUUCCUUCGAGGGCCUGGAGAGUCUAGUCAAGCUGCGGCUGGACGGGAACGCCCUGGGGGCUCUGCCGGACGCCGUCUUCGCCCCCCUGAGCAACUUGCUCUACCUACACCUGGAGUCCAACCGGAUCCGUUUUCUGGGCAAGAACGCCUUCGCCCAUCUGGGCAAGCUGCGCUUCCUCAACCUCUCUGCAAACGAGCUACAACCCUCCCUGCGCCACGCGGCCACCUUCGCACCGCUGCGCUCCCUCUCCACCCUCAUCCUCUCCUCCAACAGCCUGCAGCACCUCGGGCCACGCGUCUUCCAGCACCUGCCACGCCUUGGCCUGCUGUCGCUCAGGGGCAACCAGCUCUCACACCUCGCCCCGGAGACCUUUUGGGGUUUGGAGGCCCUGCGCGAGCUGCGCCUGGAGGACAACCGGCUGAAUCAGUUGCCUGCGGCACUGCUGGAGCCUUUGCGCAGCCUGGAGGCGCUGGACCUAAGCGGCAACGAGCUGUCCACAUUGCACCCCGCCACCUUCGGCCAUCUCGGCCGCCUGCGCGAGCUCAGCCUGCGCGACAACGCGCUCAGCGCCCUCUCCGGGGACAUUUUCGCGGCCAGUCCGGCCCUCUACCGGCUGGAUCUAGACGGCAACGGCUGGACCUGCGACUGCCGGCUGCGGGGCCUGAAGCGCUGGAUGGGAAACUGGCACUCUCAGGGCCGGCUCCUCACCGUUUUCGUGCAGUGUCGCCACCCUCCGGCUCUUCGGGGCAAGUACCUGGAUUACCUAGAUGACCAGCAGCUGCAGAAUGGGUCUUGCGUGGAUUCUUCGCUCUCUGCUUCCCCGACCGCUGACAGUAGGCGGCUGUUUCUACCCACAGCAGCGGGGGAAAAGAUGGCGCCCCCUGCAGGCAGCCUCGCCGAGGAGUUGCCGCCCCAGCCGCAGCCGCAGCAGCGGGGGCGAUUUCUGCCCGGCGUGGCCUGGGAUGGGACCGUCAGGGAGUUCAUCAGCAACCGCAGCGUACUGAGGCUGAGCCAGCGGGGCCCCAGCCUCCAGCAGCCGGAUCCCUCCGCCGCCGCUGUCGCGGUCCCGGCGCCACACCUGCUGGACCUGCACGAGAAAGCCGAAGGGGGACGCCCGACCCGGGCCGAUCCUGCACUUGCGGAGCCCACCCGGACGGUGGCGUCUGGCUCUGCGCCUCCUCCGGCCGACGACCCCUGGCAGCGCGCGGCGAAGCAGAGCCUGGCCGCGGAGCAGCAGGAGCGCGCCGCCCAGGCCUACGGCAGGGUCGGCCUACCUCCGCUGGUGACCGACCCAUGCGACUUCAACAAGUUCAUCCUGUGCAACCUGACGGUGGAGGCGGUGGGCGCCAACAGCGCCUCGGUGCGCUGGGCUGUGCGCGAGCACCGCAGCCCCCGGCCGCUGGGCGGCGCGCGCUUUCGCCUGCUCUUCGACCGUUUUGGUCAGCAGCCCAAGUUCCACCGCUUCGUCUACCUGCCCGAACGCAGUGACUCGGCCACGCUACGCGAACUGCGCGGGGACACACCCUACCUGGUAUGCGUUGAGGGCGUGCUCGGCGGCCGGGUCUGCCCCGUGGCCCCGCGGGACCACUGCGCCGGGCUGGUCACCCUGCCGGAACCAGGGAGCCGCGGCAGCUUCGACUACCAGCUGCUGACCUUGGUCUUGCUGGCCGUCAACGCGCUGCUGGUGCUCUUGGCCUUGGCUGCCUGGGCGUCGCGCUGGCUGCGGAGGAAGCUGCGGGCCAGGCGGAAGGGCGGGGCCCCGGUCCACGUUCGCCACAUGUAUUCCACCCGACGGCCCCUGCGCUCGAUGGGAACUGGCGUGUCUGCAGACUUUGGGGGAUUCCAGUCGCACCGGCCGCGCACCACCGUGUGUGCGCUCAGCGAGGCCGACCUCAUCGAGUUCCCGUGCGACCGCUUCAUGGACAGCGCAGGCAGCGGGACGGGGGGCAGCUUGAGGCGAGAAGACCAUCUUCUGCAGCGAUUUGCGGACUAG